CGGACCACAACACGGAAGUCCAGCCGAAUGUUCGCUGUAGUAGAAAACCUGUCGUAACUCCGUGAAAUCUGGGCUUUGAACUCAUUGUCAUUCGGACCCUGGUGGUUGAGGGUCUCAGUAGACGGUUCAAUGUCUGAUUCCUCAGAACUUCCUAAAGAAGAAGAGGAGGAGGUUUCACCUGAACCAGAGGACCAAUCCGACGACAGCAGUGGGGAAGAGGCUGCAGGAGACACAGAGAUGGAUUUCCUGCGUAACCUCUUCUCCAGCACCCUCGGUCUCGGCUCGGCAGACAAAGUUCUGGAUGAGCUGACUCUGGAUGGAGUGGCGCAAUACAUAAAGAGCGGCAAAUGUAAAAACAUCAUCUGCAUGGUUGGAGCAGGAAUAUCCACAUCGGCUGGGAUUCCUGAUUUCCGCUCACCAGGGACUGGCCUGUAUGCAAACUUGAAAAAAUAUAACCUGCCUUACCCAGAGGCCAUCUUCCAGAUAGAUUACUUUAAGAAACAUCCAGAGCCUUUCUUUGCCUUGGCCAGGGAGCUUUACCCGGGACAGUUUAAGCCGACAAUCUGUCACUACUUCAUGAAGCUUCUGAAGGACAAGGGGCACCUGAGACGCUGCUACUCACAGAACAUCGACACUCUGGAGCGUGUGGCCGGGCUGGAGGGAGAUGAUCUGAUUGAAGCUCAUGGAACGUUCUACACGUCCCACUGCGUCAGCUUCACUUGCCGCAAAGAGUACAACCUGGACUGGAUGAGAGAUAAAAUCUUUUCUGAAGACAUUCCUCGAUGCGAUAAGUGCAGCAGUUUAGUGAAGCCAGAUAUCGUCUUCUUCGGGGAGAAUCUACCCACCAGGUUCUUCACGUCAAUGAAGAUGGACUUUCCUCGCUGUGAUCUCCUCAUCGUCAUGGGGACGUCUCUGCAGGUCCAACCGUUUGCCGGUCUCGUCGGCAGGGUUUCAAAAAGUUGCCCCCGUCUGCUCAUUAACAUGGAGAAGGCAGGGCAGUCCGAUCCUCUGUUUGGGUUGCUGGGUUGCGGAGGAGGGAUGGACUUUGACUCAGACAAGGCGUACAGAGACGUAGCUCACAUCAGUACAUGUGAUGACGGCUGUUUGGCUCUCGCUGAGCUGUUGGGAUGGAAGGCGGAGCUGGAGGAGCUGGUGAAGCAGGAGCACGCCAGGAUCGACAGCCAGGACCAGAAAGAGAAGUCCGGUGAGAGCAAAGGAGCUGCAGCCGAGGUGAGCUCUGCUGCAUCCGUGGCACCAGAGCCCCAGAAGGAGGAGUGACUUAUUAAAAAAAAGCUCCCUUUCUGAGAAAAGCUGCCGUCACAGUGUGGAGAUGGCCCUUAAAGGGGAGAUGAUGAUGAUGAUACCAGGGUUUCGAAGGGUGUUGCGCUUUCAUUUUCCACCUGCGGACAUUUAAUUCUUCUGAACAAUCUCACUCUUGACAUCCCUGUGUUUUAUGCUUCUGAUUUUAUCAGUUCUUUGCACCUUACUGACGUUAAUCUACUUAUAUAUUUUUUGGUUUUGCACAAGUUUACACCUGUCUCAGCUGUACAUUUCUUUCAGAGGCAGUUAACUCUAUGCAUGGGCAGAUUUUACUGCCACUUCAUUGAGUUUGUGAUUUCAGUUUAAGACCCCAGAAAAGAUAAACCAGGCUAUUGUGUCAUUUUUUCUCCCCCCAAGCUGAAAUCUAAUGCUCUGAUUGGUCAACGAUCUCUUAAAGGGAUCCUAUGUUUCACAGAAUUAACGUCCUGAUAGGAGAGCUGAGGUAGUUGUAAAUAUAACGGAGGGACAACAGGUUAAGUGGAACUUUUAAAAUGUUUUAAAUUAACAGUGUUUUUCUUCUUAACAACCUUUAAUUGAUCUCUAUAAUUUCUUCUAACACAAUGUUAAUGAGGCGAGUUAAAGCUUAUGGAGCAACAAACUAUUAACGAGGUGCACAACAUGAUUUUGCAGUCAGGACUGUAGUUGAUUCUGCUUUUUGAACCUUUGGGGAUAGUUUAAGUUCUGCAGAAACACAAGCAAGAUAACAAGACAAGAAUUGCUAAAAUACGUACAAGAAGUAGUUUCAUAGGAAACUAAUUGGGUUAUCUGGAAAAAAAGCAUGAAUUGUUGCAUAAUGAAAUAAAAAUACACAUUACCAUCUGUACAAAAUAUUGGAAACAAUACAAAAACCUUGCAAUAAAUUUGACCUUUGUAAAGCUGAUAAUAUUGAUUUUUGUUGAGACUGUGUCAGAGAGGAGCUGAUUCAUCUCAGUGGUCCUUUCUCAUCCUUUAGCUAGCAGCAGAUCUAAAUGUAUGCAGUCUAUAGAAACAGAUUGCACCCUGGA
Anoplopoma fimbria (sablefish) is the source of this 2324-nucleotide messenger RNA. RefSeq names its product sirtuin 2 (silent mating type information regulation 2, homolog) 2 (S. cerevisiae) (gene sirt2). The transcript is spliced from 16 exons. NCBI's taxonomy places the organism in Eukaryota, Metazoa, Chordata, Actinopteri, Perciformes, Anoplopomatidae. Bases 130 to 1278 code for a protein of 382 amino acids. The record is from RefSeq and is a predicted model, not a curated record. Gene Ontology annotation, molecular function: histone deacetylase activity, NAD-dependent; NAD+ binding.